Olea europaea var. sylvestris is the source of this 696-nucleotide messenger RNA. RefSeq lists its product as uncharacterized. Gene Ontology annotation, molecular function: nucleic acid binding. The transcript is spliced from 3 exons. Gene Ontology annotation, biological process: DNA integration. The record is from RefSeq and is a predicted model, not a curated record. Lineage: Eukaryota; Viridiplantae; Streptophyta; Magnoliopsida; Lamiales; Oleaceae. Bases 1 to 696 code for a protein of 231 amino acids.
AUGAGAAGUGAAAAUUUAAUAGCAGACCAUUUAUCUCAUUUGGAACAACAAGACAAAGAUCCUACAUAUGAGAUACUUUUUGAGAUUAAGUCAGCACCUUGGUAUGGUACUCCACGGGCAAUCAGUGAUGGGGGGAAAAACUUUUGUACCCACUUAUUCUUAGCUUUAUUGGCAAAAUACAGAGUCAAAUAUCGGGUUGCAACACCUUAUCAUCCACAAACUAGUGGGCAAGUUGAGAUCUCCAACAGGGAGUUAAAGAAAAUCCUAAAAGCUACAAUUAAUGCAUUGCGUACAGAUUGGUCAAAGAAGUUAGGUGAUGCACUUUGGGCAGUUGGGAAAAAAAGAAUCAUUCAACUAAAUAAGCUUGAUGAGUUUAGAUUAGGGGCAUAUGAAAUUGCAAAGUUAUACAAAGAGAAAACUGAAAGAUAUCAUGAUAGACACAUUAAAGAAAAAGAGUUCGAGGUUGAGCAACACGUUCUCAUCUUCAAUUUUCUUCUUCAACUUUUUCCAGGCAAGUUAAGAUCAAGGUGGUUAGGUUCAUUCACAGUGGUAGCUGUCCAUCCAUAUGACACUAUUGAGGUUGUAUCUCAAGAUGACCAACGAAGAUUUAAGGACAAUGGACAGAGGUUGAAAGCUUAUUGGAGAGGUGAUUACUUCAGUGAGAAGACAAUUCUGCCACUUGAGGAUCCAAAAUAG